UAGUGCUGUGGGGCGAUAUCCCCGUUGAAGAGCAGAACGGUCUGAUAGAGGGGUACAAGGUGUGCUACGCCGCGAUCGUGCCCCCGCCGAGGCCGGAGCACCACAAGGUGGAGUGCCAGGCCAUACCCUCCAACCAGACCCACACGGUGACCCUCACCGAGCUGAGGAAGUACGUCGUCUACCAGAUACAGGUGCUCGGGUACACCAGGCUCGGAGAUGGGGCUCUCAGUGACCCGCCCGUCACUGUCAGGACGUUCGAAGACACGCCGGGUCCGCCGUCCAACGUGUCGUUUCCUGACGUGACGUUCACGAUGGCGCGCAUCAUCUGGGACGUGCCGGAGGACCCCAACGGCGAGAUCCUCGCCUACAAAGUCACUUAUCACCUCAACAGUUCCACACAACACAUGUUCUCCAAAGAAUUUCUACCCUCCGACAGAACAUUUAGAGCAACGGAGUUGCUGCAAGAGCGGUACUACCUGUUCUCGGUGACGGCGCAGACGCGGCUGGGCUGGGGCGGCACGGCGCGCGCGCUCGUGCUGACCACCGCCAACCGCGCCGCGCCCGCGCCGCCCGCGCGCCCCAACCUGCAGCGCUCGCUGCUGCAGCCGCACCACAUCACCUUCUCCUGGACGCCCGGCGACGACGGAUACGCCCCUCUCCGGUACUGCACAUACCUGGCAACUAUAUGUUCGUUCUUGGCGAUGGAACAAGUCCUAUUCCUCUUGGGCCAUUCUCUUGACCUCCUGAUACGACUCGACGCCCACUUUCUGUGCUAUCUUUAGAAAAACUAAAAAAAAAAAC
This is a messenger RNA of Papilio polytes (common Mormon), 801 nucleotides long. RefSeq names its product protein sidekick-like. Gene Ontology annotation, molecular function: protein binding. The coding region runs from base 312 to 782 and encodes 156 amino acids. The transcript has 3 exons. The record is from RefSeq and is a predicted model, not a curated record. Lineage: Eukaryota; Metazoa; Arthropoda; Insecta; Lepidoptera; Papilionidae.